CUGCUCGGCGUCGCCAGUGGCCCCCAUGGCGUCUCUGACUCUUACAACUUCAGUCCGACUCUACCACCGGCCGGAAAGUGGCUGUGUGACGUCACUGGAGCGCGCGUCGGCCGCGAGCCCGGAAGCACGAAGAAGCGAGCUGCGCAGUUACCAUGGGAACCAAACCGCCGCGGCGAGCUGCGCAGUUACCAUGGGAACCAAACCGCCGCGUCUCGCCAAAGACCCCGACGCUUCGAUCAUCAUCAACAUGAGCUGCCUCGUCCUCCUGAAUGCACUUCUGGCUCUUGGGUCCCUGACGUCCUGGGUGACUGCAGGAGAGCACGAGUUUGGUGUUGAAUGUCCUCCUGACCCUCUGCCGUGUGAGGAGCUGUGUGAUGGGGACACAUCCUGUCCUCUGGAUCACAAAUGCUGCAGCACCGGCUGUGGCCACGUCUGCCGUGGAGACAUUACUGGAGGGCGGAGCGGUGAGUGUCCACACAUUUUGGUGGGCCUGUGCAUCAUCAGCUGCAUAUCGGAUGAGGACUGUGGAGCCGGGGGCAAGUGCUGUAAGUCAGGCUGUGGCCGCUUCUGUGUCCCGCCUGCUCUGCCAUCCCAACUGGUCAUGAACCCCAACUGUACCAUUGGGUCUGAUUCUGAAUUAGAGACCCCAGUGCCCCAGCUGUCCUGAUUUGUCCAGGGCUUCUUUGGUGACUCCAAGUGGCUAGUCGGGGCAGCCAGGAGAGGAUGGUGUCCUGGGGCUCGUGACGCCCCCAGGGGCUCUCAUGGCCCUCUCUGCUCUGCCUCUGUUCCUGCUGCCGCCCCGAGCAUAGGAAACAGCCCUGGGGUUGGGCAGUGGGUGUGUGUGGUGCGCCUUGUCCCCAAUAAAGGCUGGUGCUGA
Messenger RNA from Hipposideros armiger (great roundleaf bat), 877 nucleotides. It is a transcript of the gene WFDC3, whose product is annotated as WAP four-disulfide core domain 3. Bases 26 to 667 code for a protein of 213 amino acids. Gene Ontology annotation, molecular function: serine-type endopeptidase inhibitor activity. Gene Ontology annotation, cellular component: extracellular region. The transcript is spliced from 5 exons. Gene Ontology annotation, biological process: innate immune response; antibacterial humoral response. The record is from RefSeq and is a predicted model, not a curated record. Lineage: Eukaryota; Metazoa; Chordata; Mammalia; Chiroptera; Hipposideridae.